UGUUCUUCGGACCAACGGGAAUAAUUUUACUUGAAUCAAGAAUUUUCCCGUCCACUAUGUAUUCGGCUUCUUUCCAAAAAAAAACUCUCGGGUCAGGCAGUUACUGGAAUAAACGGGAGCAUCCAAGUUGAAGAAUAGCCUAGACUUGAGUUCCCCGUCUCACUCUUUCUUCUUUCACGAACGUCAGGUCAAGUACGACGUUUGUUUAAUCAUCGGACCACGUCCACAUACAGGGACACGGCACAAAGUAUUUUGCUUGUAUUCCAAUAGUCCAUCGACGCAUAUUGGAUUUUUGGGGGGAAUGUUGCCAAAUUUCCUUGGCAUGUUCAAUGUCGUGAGUCAAAGUGGAGGUUCAAGUAGACCGCGUCUCAGUUCUCGGGACCGUAGAUUUUGGCCCUUCAUCUUGUCCUCAUAUAUAAAGGCACGUCGCCGAUCAAGUAUGCAUCUAUUCAUCAUCUUAGACAGCUCAAUUAUACCAUCCAAAUCGUCACCUUGAGACAAAUCAUCACCUCCAUCAGCAUCAUGGUUUUCAUCACAUCAAUUGUCAAGGUCGCGGCUCUUGCCGGACUUCUCGCCCCAACAGUCCUUGCUACUUUACAAGAAGCUUUGAUCGUCAGGCUUCAAGAUGAGGACAACGCUGUCGGUACCAAUUCCUACAACUGUCACGACAAUUGCGGCGAGGCCAUCCUCGAAUCUGAAAUUGACGGUUUCUGCAACACCACAAUCUUCUCCACCGACUACGCUGCCUGUCUCCAAUGCUCCGGCGAAGAUAACGAGGACAUCUGGCAAUACUAUGGUCCAUAUCUAACUGUUGCUGCUGUGGAGUGUGGGUCUUCUACUGUACCAUUAACCGGAACUCAAGCCGACGUUGCCACCGCCAUGCUCGCUCAAAACGGCACUACAACCGCCAGCGGCGCUGCUGCAACUGUUGCCAGCAACUCCGCAACAACAACUGCCGCAGCAUCUACCUCUGCGUCAGCUUCUAGCUCUGAUUCAACUGCUAGCUCCGGAUCAGCUUCUAGCAGCACUGCCACUGGAUCUUCUGCUUCGGCUACCUCUACCAGUGGUGCAAUCCAACAAAUCAAUGCAGCCAGCGGUUUCCUGAUCGGUGGUAUCAGCAUCCUCAUUGCGGCUGCUGUCGCCAACUUGGCUUAGUUAUGAUCCAAUCCCUCAAAAACGUGCAGAUGGCUUCAGAAGUGUGGUCCGGUGGCCAAUGAAUCAAUGAUGACAAUUUAUCGAGUCGAUGUGUCUUUCUCUUAUUCAGUAUAUAAUUUAAAAUGCGAAUCAUC
Messenger RNA from Botrytis byssoidea, 1289 nucleotides. RefSeq lists its product as uncharacterized. The record is from RefSeq and is a predicted model, not a curated record. The coding region runs from base 523 to 1155 and encodes 210 amino acids. The transcript is spliced from 4 exons. Lineage: Eukaryota; Fungi; Ascomycota; Leotiomycetes; Helotiales; Sclerotiniaceae.